AGUUGAAAGGCGCUGUGAGGACCCCAAUCCGGAAUGGUGAACAAUAAAACUCAAGCAAAGCCUAUCGUGAUGGACGAGUUGGUGAUGUUUGGAGAUAGUAUCACACAACAGGCUUGGCAGGCUGGUGGAACAGGUUCAUUCUUGGCUAAUCAGUAUCAGCGUAAACUGGAUGUUGUGAACCGUGGAUACUCUGGCUAUAAUACUAUCUGGGCGCUUCAAGUGGCUAAAAGGCUUUAUCCCUGUCAAGAAUCUAGUGGACGUGUUUUCGCUAAGAAAAAGCUGGUAACCAUUUGGCUCGGUGCUAACGACGCUGUGCUUCAAAAUCGACCUCAACACGUGGAAGCGCAACAAUACACUGCUAAUCUCAAACAACUAAUCAAGAUAUUUCGUGACCAUGACAUCGCAACCGCUCCUGGACCUCCAACACAGAUUAUCCUCAUCACACCGCCUCCGAUCUCAGUCUCCUUACGAGCCGCUGACUUGGCCAGUCGAUUCCCAGAUUGGACACCCGCAGACAUGGACCGUGAUGUUGACCGUACGGCCUCUUUUGCCGAUCAUGUCAAGAAUCUCGCGGCUGAAGAAGGCCUGCCUGUCUUGGACACCUGGACCGCGCUCACGAACGCAGCCGAAAGAUCUGAACAUGGUCUGGCUGAUUACCUCUGUGAUGGUCUUCAUUUAACUCCGGCAGGAUACGAGAUAAUAUCAAAUAAAUUGAUGAGUAUCAUCGAGACUCAACGACCAGACCUGCUUCCCGAAAACUUACCUCAAGAUUUUCCUCCGUGGAAAGAUAUCAAUCCUGAUGACCCAGAAGGAAGUUUCCCUCCUUCUUUAAAGCAUGAUGAGCUGUGAUUUAUGAUUGGAAGAUGGACAAUAUCUUCAUUCUCUGUUGGACAUCGUAUGUACAAGAUCAGUAAAGAAUUCUAUCCCUUUGUCUCAAAACCAAUUGGUGAGUGAUGUUCUUGAAUGCUUGGGGGUGCAAUUUUGGAUUGGUCCUGUUCUAUAUUCAACACCUGCUUUUCAAAAUACAUUUGUCCUCAUACCUGGCCUUACUUCUGGGACUUAGAGUGUGGCAAAGGGCAUGAUAGGACUCUGUCAGGAAUACACCAGCAGGCACCCUUUUGGUCACC
Molecule: messenger RNA, 1127 nt
Organism: Melampsora larici-populina 98AG31
Lineage: Eukaryota; Fungi; Basidiomycota; Pucciniomycetes; Pucciniales; Melampsoraceae
Exons: 7
Coding region: 34-849 (271 amino acids)
Source: RefSeq, a predicted model, not a curated record